GCCAGUCUGCAACUGCGUGACUGUAGAGGAGAGGAAUGCCUCUCAGCGUGUGACAGCACACACACACACACACACACACACAAACACACACAGGCACCAUGACCCGCCCGGAGUGGGGUUCCGCUCACUCGCACACACACGCGCGCGCACACGGACGCACACACACACGCGCGCGCAGCCCGGGGAAAACGAUGUGAGAGGUUGGUAAGAGGUGAAGUGCCUUUCCUGAGGUUUGCUGCUGCCGCCGCCGCUUGGAACCGCUUCCGGAACAUUCUCCGCCGCUUGCCCCGCCGCCCGCCGACUCCAGCACACCUGUGCCUGCCCUGCGACCCCCACCUGACCCCCUGAGGCCCCCCGCUACAGACGCCAAGCUCCGCCCCCGAACGGCCGGCCUGUCUCUGAGAAGCCCGACGGUUCCCUCCCUCUCUCACUGGUUCACCCCGGGUCUCGCUCCUCUACUCCCGCCGGGCAUCAGCAGCGAGUUCCGGUUCCGGUCCAAACGGGUUUUUCGGGUCGCCGAGUCGCCGCACAGGAGGUUCCAGCGCCGGUCGAAUUUCCCGCCGCCUGUUAUCGCGGUUCGUCUCCAAGGACAAGGACACGAGGCGACACUAAUAUAUAUUUUGAGUCACGCGUUGAGCGAACGGUCGAGCUAGACGAGGGACGCCGCGCCUCGCCCGGAUUUACCCGCGUCCGCCCGCACGCCCCCCCCCACUCGCGUCGCCAUGGCGGCGAACAUGGCGCACAUGCGCGACACCAAGUGGCUGACGCUGGAGGUGUGCCGCGAGUUCCAGAGGGGCACCUGCUCCCGCUCCGACAUGGAAUGUAAAUUCGCCCACCCGGCCAAGAGCUGCCAGGUGGACAACGGGAGGGUCAUCGCCUGCUUCGACUCCCUCAAGGGACGCUGCUCCAGGGAGAACUGUAAGUACCUGCACCCUCCACCGCACUUGAAGACUCAGCUGGAGAUAAACGGGCGGAAUAACCUGAUCCAGCAGAAGAACAUGGCCAUGCUCGCUCAGCAGAUGCAGCUCGCCAACGCCAUAAUGCCUGGGACACAGCUGCAGCCCAUGCCGAUGUUCUCGGUGGCGCCCAGCCUGGCCGCCAGCCCCAGCGCGGCUGCGUUCAGCCCGUACCUGGGCCCCGUGUCCCCGGGGCUGAUGCAGGCCGAGAUCCUGCCCAGCGGGCCCAUGCUGAUGGCCGGGAACCCCAACCUCUCCGUGCCCAACACCGCCACGCACCAGAAACUCAUGAGGACAGACCGGCUGGAGGUGUGUCGGGAGUACCAGCGAGGGAACUGCUCCCGGGGCGAGACGGACUGCCGUUUCGCCCACCCGUCCGACAGCACCAUGAUCGACACCAACGACAACACGGUGACGGUGUGCAUGGACUACAUCAAGGGCCGCUGCUCCCGCGAGAAGUGCAAGUACUUCCACCCGCCCGCCCACCUGCAGGCCAAGAUCAAGGCCACCCAGCACCAGCUCAACCAGGCCGCAGCUGCGGCAGCCAUGACUCAGUCGGCUGUCAAAUCACUGAAGCGACCCUUCGAGGCAACCUUUGACCUGGGCAUGCCACCAGCAGUCAUUCCGCCGUUACCAAAGAGACCCGUGCUUGAAAAAACCAAUGGUGCCACGCCCUUGUUUAACACUGGAAUGUUCCAGUACCAACAGGCCCUUGCCAACAUGCAGUUCCCACAGCACACGGCCUUUAUACCAUCAGGCUCAAUAUUGUGCAUGACACCCGCAGGAAGUGUUGUUCCCAUGGUUCACGGUGCCCCACCAGCCGCUGUGUCUGCAGCAUCCACAUCUGCCACAAGCGUUCCCUUCGCAACCGCCACAGCCAAUCAGGACUCUCCCUUAUCAAAGUUGACUACCCACGAAUACAUGCACUUGAUUCCAAUAAUAUCUGCCGAUCAUCUGACUAGUCACAAGUACCUGACUCAGAUGUAGGAGGUCUGUCAGAACAAUCGUAUGAAAAUGGAUUCAACGUGGACAACAUUCUGGGACAGGACGUGAAUAAAGUAAAAAAUUAAAAAAAAGACAAAAAAACUCACCCCCCCCCCCCCUCUGCUAAUGCCCCAUCCCACCUCAUACAUGAAAACAUCGGGUGGGGGCGGGGGCGUCUGUAGAUCGCACACGCCACCUGUACACAGCCUCUCCUGUACACAAGCCACCUACACACACCGUCUCCAGCCAGCCCUUCUGCUGAGACAAACCGUGUUGUUUACAUUGCUGUCUGCCUUUCUACUAGCUGUGGGUGGUACACACACACACAUACACACACACACACACACACGUAAAAAAUAUACUUAAGAUCCUCCACCGUACCACAUACAAUGUGUCAGGCCUGACCGUGGUGUUGCUGCACCAAAGUGUGCACAGUGUUGGUACGUCAGUAGACCAAGAGCUACUUCUCUCUCUCUCUCUCUCUCUCUUCUUCCUUUCAUUUAAAUUUAUUGAGUUUAUAAUGGUUUACAAAAUCACACAGAUGCACCUUGUGUUUAGAUGUAAAAAAAAACAAAAAAACCUGACAAAGUAUGAAAUAAUAAUUUUAAAAAUAAAAGAAAAUAAAAAAAAACAGAGCCAUAUUAGAUAAAAACCAUCACACAAGCACAGUAUUUUAAACUAGAUCUAGUGAGAUCGAUUGUAAACAGAGGCAAAAAGACAGAUGAAUGUUUUUUCUUUUUUGUCACACGCAGACACACACACACACACGUGCUGUUGGCUCCACAUCGAAGUGCCAUAGACUUAUACAUCCAAAAAAUAUAUAAAAUAAUAAUAAUAAUAAUAAUAAUAAGUCAGAGAGUGUUAUUCCUGCAGUGUUAUUUAGUUUAACAAAACCGACAGGUUUCAUACUUAUUGUUUUGUUGUUUUGUACAUCUCUCUCUCUCUCUAUUUCGUGUUUGUGCCAUUAUUAUUAUUAUUAUUAUUAUUAUUUCUGUCUGCACCUCUGUCUGUUUCACGUUGUCACACAGGGCUUCCCUGCAGCACUCUGCUCUGUGUUUGAGGGCAGAAAAGCAGCACAUCCUUUUUUCCCGCCCCCCCCCCCCCCCCCCCCCCCCCCCGCUCCCCCGUGCUGGGUGUGGCGGGGUGCGGCUCUGCCAUGUCGGCCCUGUGUGACGAAGCAGUCCCCGGGCCGAUCCCGGCUCCAGUCCCGCGGCAGAAAGCGUGACUCUAAAUAGCCGAAAAAGACGCUCGUUCCAAAAAAAAAAAAAAAAAAAAAAUUUCAUACAAAAAAAACGUUAACCAAAAGAGAGUCAGGGGCAAGGUGCAAAGGAUGGGAUUUGUAUCUCUUUCAUUUUAUUCUUUUUUUAAAAAAAAACAUGUGAUUUUAUUUUGGUGUCAUGAUUAUAUUGCGAUUGUUUUAUCAUUGUGUUGUUUUUUAAAGAGUACUUGUGUAAAGAUUAUAUGCCUGAGAUGGCCUUUUCAAAAAUUAUACUUUUUUUUUUUUUUAAUAGAUGUGUGUUCUGUAAUUAUGAGUUCUGCCAAAGGUGUUUUUUUUUCUCUCUUUUUUGGGAGGAUUUGGGGUUGGGUAGUGGUCUACUGAUGAGUGGGCUAAUUCCAGAGGGUUUUGUGUAAGGAAGUGGGAGAGUUUCUGUCCUAGAACCCUCUGCACUUCCCCAAAUGCACUAUGGGUAGCUGAGUUUGACUCUGAUGCCCUACAAAGGAAGUCACAUAGGUUCAAAUAUAAAAUCCAAAAUGUAACUCGUGUUUUUAUUUAUGUCAAAAUAGACAGCACAUAUUUUUUCGACUUGUUUUUUUGCCACGUGCCUACAUUUCAAUAUUUUAUUUUAUGCAUGCAUUGCACAAUAUAGAGAAAAAUCUAAUAUACGGAGUUUGCACAGUAUAUGUGCACAGUGUAUGCAUACGAUUGUGAAUACGACAGUGGCAACCGAUGUCUUGCGUGCCAUAUUUUGACAUGCGUUAAAAAAUACAUUCCUUAUAUUUUGGAUUUCAUGUUUUGCUAUCUAUUGCCAUAUUUGACUUUUCGACGAGGGUGUCGUGGUGUGGGGAUGAGGUGUGUAUUUACAGAUCGUUCUGUACCAAUGUUACAGCCUUAGAUUUCAACAUGGCUUUCAGUCCAUGUCAUUUCAAUCAUGACCCGUGUGUGGGGGACACCAUGUUUAAGCGUUUCAUCAUCAGAUUCUGUCUUUCAUUUUCCUUUCAUUACAUUAAUUGUUUUUCUGUUUCAUCUCUGUCUCUCACAUUUCACUUAGAAAGAUUAUGUAUCGCCAACAUGAUUGGUUGGUUGUAAUGUUUAGUGGUUUUUAGUCUUACUGUGUUUUACCUAAUAUGAUCAUAUGUCAUUUAUAGAUUACGAAAUGUAUAGACCCCCCCCUCCCUCUCCCCCUCCAUAUUCAUAGUUUUGAAUUUAUUUCUAGUGUGGGUUUAAGUAUUCUUACUCUUGUUACUGUUAAGGGUUUUUAUUUGUAGUGAAAUGUAUGUAUGUCUCUCAUUGUUUCUGUUCGUUGGAAUUCGUAGAACAAAAGCUCUUUUAUAUGGAUAUAUCUUACGACUAGGAAAGAGAGAAGUCUAGUUGUUGCUGUAGCAACAAGUCUGGCUGACAGUUGAAUAUUUGAACUUUUUUUUUAACUCGUCACUAUUAUGGGGAAAUAUAGAUAACACUGUUAAAAAUCAAAGUUAUCAGAGUAUAAAAAAGUUAUUUUCUACUGUAUCCAUUAAAGAAAUAAUCUAUUGCUUAAAUAUUUCUAAAAUCCCUGGAUGCAGGCUUGUUUAAAAAAAAAAAAAAAAAACUUAAAAACGGCGUCAUCGGCGACUCGGAGGCUUCUAAAGUUAUCGUACGUUUAAAGGAGGCUGAGCGUCGAUCUGCUGCGAACGAGUCAGAACCGAAGGGACGAAGGUUGACUUUUUGCACUUCUGUAUAUAGUGAAAAAGAGAGAUAAACGUGUAUAAUAUUGAGAUCUUAUUUUGAAUAAAAAAAAGUCUAUAAUUAUAUGGAAUUUUGCUAGGUUAAUUUAAAAAAUAAAUUAAAAUUAAAUAAAAGUCCUGCUCAAACAGAAUUGCUUGCAGACGCAUCGCCGGGCUGAUCUGCUCCUUUGAGAAAAGGCGACACGUUCCUCUUGCUUCUGUGGCAAUGGCUAAUUCGCCAGGAAUCCUUCAGCAGGUUAGAAACUGCACUUGCGUAGUAUAACCGAACGGGGCUCCCUUGCCUGGAAUAACCAGAACGCCGCAAACGUUUCGCGAAUUGGUUGAUGGGAGACGUAGUCCGGUACUUGUCGAACGCUUUUUAAUAUUUCAUGCCGGUGACUUGACCUCCCUUUUUGCUCUCCGUGACAAAAUUUGUGAGGCUGUUCCGUUUGAAUGUACCCCUAUAGCACAGCUGUUGCGGUGCUACACUCACAUGGGCCCAGCCGAAGCCUACAAGUUUGUUUUUCAUCAUUUUUGUGCAUAGCCUUCAUACAGACAUUUAGUUGCAUGCUAUAAAGCAAAAUCAACACAUUCAAUAAAAUACAACGUGUUAUACCACAGUAAAUAUUUAAGAUAAACCGCAUAAUAUCAAUAUAAUGGGCUUAGAAAUAAGUUUAAAAAAUAACCAUUGGUUUUAUCGUCCCUAAGGGGAAAUCAAGUCUAUUUUUCGUAUUUUAAAGCACGCUCAACGCGGUCGACUCUGAUUUGUCCAGCAAAUGCAUGUGACGCAUCAGAGCCAAUCCGAUUAAAAUGUGUUGGAGUGUCGCUUUAAAACAACCACAUCGACAACGACGAACAACAGAAAGUCCCAAACGCUCCAUUACCCGUAGACUAAUAGUAAAGACAGAUGUAGGUGCAGUAUAGGUGCCGACGUAAAAUAACAAUGUCCCUGUUUUCUGGCUACUGUGCUUACAGCAGAUGAGAUGAGAGCAUUAAUUAAUAGUACAUUUGGAACCAUAGUUUAUGCAAAGGAUAAAUUACUUGUAUCCUGACACGUUGCUCUAAAUCAGGCGAACCAAAGCAUCGUUCUCCUCCCUCGACAGAAUCGGCAGAAAUUCCCGCUGAUUUGCUCCGACUGUCUUUCACCCGAAACAGGUGGUCACGCAAUGAUCUCCUGUCAUCUGCUCAAAGUACGCGCGCCUGGGGCUUCUAAUUCUGUGCAAUCAGAGACUUACUUUUUCGCUUGUAGUUGCUAUAAAACAAUGUACUCUGUCUUCAGCUGCAAUUGGUUUUUGUGCUAAUUUUAUUAUUACUGCUAUAUUUGAUUCUUGCUGUUAUAAAAUAAAAAAAAAGACAUAAAACAAAAUAAAAGCGGAUUUGCGCAAAAA
Molecule: messenger RNA, 6250 nt
Organism: Conger conger (European conger)
Lineage: Eukaryota; Metazoa; Chordata; Actinopteri; Anguilliformes; Congridae
Product: muscleblind-like protein 1
Exons: 12
Coding region: 723-1943 (406 amino acids)
Molecular function (GO): metal ion binding
Source: RefSeq, a predicted model, not a curated record